AUGGCAUCAAAUACCAAAGGACCAGUGACAGCAGAACCAGAGAACUUAAUAGCAGACUUCCUGCAGAAGUUUAUUAAGCCUUUCCUCAGAUCUGCAGAUCUAAAUAAUUCACCCCCAAUGAAUAGAACGGUAAAACUAGAGAUUGAAACUAAGAUAUUGAGACUUAUCAAACGAAAACUAAUUGAACUAAAGCCUUUAGUACAAGAUGACGAUGAAAUGAUAGAAACAGAAGACAAUCUAACCCUACACGGUAAUGACGAAACCACUCUCAUUGAAUUCCUACCAAAAACAUCGCGGAGAAAUAAAAAUGGGUCUGAACAACACAUCAUGCUAAAACCAGUAACACGUGACCCAUUAAAAAAAAGCAUUAACAAAUACAAAGUAUUAAGAGAGCAAAUAAAAGUUAUGUUGGACGAAGAGAAAAUCACAGAUGAUAAGAAGACGCUAAUUUUAACAACAUUGGACGAAAUAAUUGCAAAGUUGAUCGAAAGCCAAUGCACGUGGAUGCCCGAUAAAAAACUAUCGAUAUUUCGAAACGACACGACUGAAUCGAUUAGAAAAUUAAGCAACAUGACGAAGAAGCAAUGGAAACAUCUGAGACACCGGUACAUGGACUACUUGACCAACAGAAAGGAAAAAGAGAACGCAUUCAUGAAUAAUUUUCAUCAAUUUUUCUCCAGCGUAAUCAACGACACCUAUAAUUUGUCUGAACGUUACAGAAUUCGCUGCCAGCUCCUUCAGUUAAACAGCAAUAAAAUAGACGAAACGAAACAAGCAUUGAGAGAAAAGAAAGUUGUUGAAAAACCUAAAUGCGAAAAUUUCAAAGUAUGUACGAACGAACUUAGAGAAUUUUUCAUUGAUUUUUACAAUUACUUAAACGACACAGGUGUAAGCGUUUUUAAAAAUUACGCAUCCAUGUAUAUCAGGGAUGUUAAUGUCGAACUUGGUGUUGAUAAAGAUGUCGUAGUAUCUGUAAUAAAUAGUCUAGGCAAUAAAGCUGAACGUAAAAUUAAUAAAGUAUACAAAAGUGAGUUGCAGAGAUUCAACCUCGAUCCUGAUAAGAAUAAAAAUUCAAAUAUAAAACAUAUAAGGGACUUCAUCAAAGAUGUAGUGUUGAUUGCCAAAAAUAUACUAAAGGCUUAUCUUGUGAAGGAGUUGGGAGCAAUGAAAACUAAGUUAUUCAUGACUGUUCAGGAAGACCUGGCCGUUAAUUUAGAAGUGGAUAUGGAAAAUUUGGAGAGACAUUAUCUUGAUAUGAUCUGUACGUCGUUUGUAUUGUGUAAUGGGAGAUAUUCGGCUAGGAAAAGUGGCGAUGGGUGGACUUUUCGUCCGAGAUCUAACAGUGAAGUGUUUGUAAAAGUCCAGCUAAGUUUAGACGAGGAAAUGAAGGAAAUAGUCGCUCGGAGUGGUUUAUUACAAUAUUUCAAAAAACCAUCACACGCCAAGUAUAAGCUUAAUCGUGAUUUUAGGCGAGCGAUGAAUGGUAAUGUUACAAGAACAUCCAUUACUUCUUUUAAUAUAACAAGAACGCCAAAACCAUUGUUAAGUACUGCCACGAUUAAUACCGGCAAUGGAAGCCAUAUACCUAAAUAA
Molecule: messenger RNA, 1593 nt
Organism: Arctia plantaginis
Lineage: Eukaryota; Metazoa; Arthropoda; Insecta; Lepidoptera; Erebidae
Source: the annotation of a GenBank genome assembly